CAUUGAGUAAAUACUUAGAUACGCUUAGAAAUUUGUGUUUCUGGUGCAGUUGGUGAACGAAGCUUUGGAAACGUUGGGAAAGGUUACGCAACCGUAAAAAUCAGCGAGAUUUUCACUUAAUACUCAAAGCAAUGGCGACGUUGCAGCGGCCUAAAGCAGUAAAGAGGUUAAGCUGGCAGGACUUGUCUCUUGACAGCCCGAGAAUUCAGUUAACAAGACGAAUCGUGCAGCUACAAGGAAACAAAACGUCUGCUGACAUUCUCGAACAAGCAAAGCAAAUAUGUAAUGAUUAUAUUGAAGCUAAACUUGAGCGCGAAGGCUUCAAAAAUCGAAGCUGGUCUUUCACCUUCUCCAAUUCAGCACCGCGUCAAGAGAGCGGUGAGAUGGUUUCUCAAGUAUCAAUCCGUGUGCGGGAAGUUGGUAGACUCCUUGAACAGAGCUAUCCCCGUUUAUACAAAGAUAUUUCUGGCCGUAUUAAUGUCCCUUUUAACAGCGAAAACACCGUUCAUGAUGUAUUUAAUAAUGUUUCGUCGGAAAUCUUGAGCGAUGGAUUAAAUUGGGCGAGAAUUGUUGCUCUGUAUGCGUUCGCUGGUGCGCUCGUUGCUGAAUGUUGCAAAGAGGGUCGCAAUUCUUACGUGCUGGAAAUCGGAAACUGGAUGUACGAAUUUGCAGCUCUUUACAUGGUGGAUUGGAUCAAAAGUAAAGGUGGAUGGGUAAGAUUAAGAUAUUUCAUGUUCACAAAAUGAUCAUUUAGCAAGAAUAAUGAAGUUUAAUGUCUUCUAAAACGCUACGUCGAUGUGUUUUACCACAGUUGUUUCCUUUAAAAUAAACAAUACGAGCAACCAAGCUGGCAACCUCAAGCAAUCUUGUUCGUUUUCAAAAUUGUAUUGGCUUUCUAACCAUGCGAUGGUAAUGGUUACUAAAACUAUAAUUACACAAUUUGUAUUGUGUGUAAGUGCUUCUUUACAUAUCAAAGUAUUAUUUAAAGAAUUAAGCGCGCAUGAUUAAGCUUCUGAUGAAAACUCUUUUGUUUACACGAACUUUCUAUUUAAAUUGAUGGUGGUCUCUAAGAUCUAUGAUAUGGAAGGCUAGAUAAACAUUCAGGUCUUAAACUCUUGACCUCAGUGCUGAUGCCGAAUACAGAGAACUAUUGUAUGCGCAAAGUUAUUGAAGUUCCGUGAAAGUGUCCACGACUCGACUGAAGAUGAAACAAAUUAUUCUCUUUUCAACCGUGACAAUAUCAUUGAUCUGUUUUGUAUUCAUUCAUAAAAUACGCUUAAAGAGGCUGAAAAUAUGUCCAGGAGUCUUUUUGUUUGAGCCACUCUGAUUUCCGCAUUUACAUUUUUCCAAAGGUUAAUCUUCCGCCAACUUGUUACUUCUUUGACGUCAUCAAAAAAAAUUGAUGCAGGGGCUUUCAAAAAAUAACCUGUUAAGUCAGUCUCCACAAGUCACACCAAGAGAAUAGAAACUGCAGUUGGUAAUUUCUUGGUCAAACUAGAUACCCAAUGUAUCGUGACUGCUCCAACACAUAUUUAAGAGUUGUGCAAGGCAAAGGAUCCAAGCAGUUUGGCUUCGCAGGAGACACGUAAAAGACUUAGACCUUGGCAUCGAUCUCAAUCUUUAAUUCUCUUUGGCUGAUAAGUCAUUAACAUCAAAGUAAAAAUUCAAGAGUGGCUAGUAGCAAUUUAUGUCCAAAUUCUGGUACAAAUAUGUCAUUAAGUAUCUAUCUGUUUGAAUUCAAAACUCUUUAGGGUAUUUCGAUCUGUAAUGUAAACAAUGCAAACAAAGCCCAGCUUUUUAGAACCGGCAACUACUAAUAGAAACGCCCCCUUGGAUUUGAGCUCUAGCUGAUCGAGGUAAUUUGUUGUGCUCACAGUCCUUCUUUCCACUUAGCCAGCUGUUUUAACGAUUUGCUGUAUUUACAGCCUGCCGCAAAAACUGACAGGAUUUGGGGAGGGAGGUUAUACUUACAAUGGAAGAACCGGAAAAGAAGGAAUACGCGGUCUAGUCGCUCAGUGUCAUAGAAAUUAGCCAGUUCCGGGCGUUGAGUCAGUAAAACGAAGCGAUAUAUUAACAGGUGCAAUUGAAGCGGAGGAGUGAAAAAAACGAGGGGGGUACGAGAUUAGGUGGACCAGAUAUCCCUCGUUUUUGCUCUGUUGCUUUUACUUUUACGGCGCCUUUUACUUUCAUUAGCUGAACGCCUGGAACAGGCUACACAGAAUCAGACAGGCUUUGGCAAGAAUGAGCCCUCUGGUUCGUUUACUGAGUUAUCUAUUCGCUUGUUUUGACAGGGAGACCUCUUACGAGCUUUCCCGAGCUUAACACCGACUGGUUUGGGAACGUCGAUCGAUGUUCAAGCUACUCAGUGGUACAGUUGGUUAGUGAUGGCUGUUAGGGCGUGGUGUGAGACGGCUUUUGAGUUCCUGGAAUACUGCUUCAAAGCUUACAUGGAAAGAGUGCGGAAAAUGAAUACUGGCUCUCGUAAAAUAAGCCACUGAUAAAUAAAUAAACUGUGUAACAUCUAGAAAAUUGGAAAAAAUAGAAAUUUUUCGAAAAGGCCGAAUCAUGGAUGAUGGCUUUGAUAAUAAUUUACGGUUUAUUUUCUUAUCAAAAUUUCUAGAGUAUUGCGAAG
Molecule: messenger RNA, 2632 nt
Organism: Pocillopora meandrina
Lineage: Eukaryota; Metazoa; Cnidaria; Anthozoa; Scleractinia; Pocilloporidae
Source: the annotation of a GenBank genome assembly